AGGCGGAGCAGGCGGCGGACGGUGUUCACCGAGCUGCAGCUGAUGGGGCUGGAGAAGCGCUUCGAGAAACAGAAAUACCUCUCCACGCCUGACAGAAUAGACCUGGCCGAGUCCCUGGGUCUCAGUCAACUGCAGGUGAAAACGUGGUACCAAAAUAGGCGAAUGAAAUGGAAGAAAAUAGUAUUACAAGGCGGGGGCCUUGAGUCCCCCACCAAACCAAAAGGCCGUCCGAAGAAAAACUCCAUUCCAACCAGCGAGCAACUCACAGAGCAGGAGCGAGCCAGGGAAGCAGAGAAGCAAGCGGAAAGCCUAAACUCGCCCUGUGAAGUCAACCAGGAGGAAUAAUAAUAGCAAUAACUAAUAACGAUCCAACGGAGGGGGCCUGGUUAGCAUGCCAGACAGCACAAAGACUCACAAAGCAGCAUCGAGCAAGUGCCUUCUCUAACGAGCCGGGAACAUUUGAAAGACUGGAUUUGAGGAGAAACACACAACUCCAUCCACAGCAGUUUGGACUGAUGCUUAGACUUGUGCGCCAUGCGCUCCAUAGGCCUCCUGCUUCUUUUCAACCCGAAUGUCCACAAUGUGGAACGAGGCGCAGGAUACAUAGACAAGGCCCAUGCCGCGUUCCAUGAAGAUACAAGAAGAUGGGUGACUAAAUGGUUAGUGUAUUAUUAUUUCCAUUUCAUUUCCGUCCUAUUUAAUAUUUGGUGGCUCCCUCUCCCCCUUUCUUCCCCUAUGUACAUAAGGCAGAACACAACCGUUUCUCUUUCUCUGUAUCGGGUUGGGAGCUCCGAGAUGGAAGAUUGUUGUAUUUUGUAUGACAACCCGAAAGGGUCAGGAGGAGAUUGUUACUGUAACUUUACACCUACUUGCUGUCUACAAUCCUGUGGUGCCCCAAGUUAUUCGAAAACUGCAUUUUAUGAUCAGUUAAUGCAAGAUACUUUAGUUACUUUAUUUCAAUAAAGUGUUUUAUGAGCUGUU
Pelodiscus sinensis (Chinese soft-shelled turtle) is the source of this 981-nucleotide messenger RNA. Lineage: Eukaryota; Metazoa; Chordata; Testudines; Trionychidae. The record is from RefSeq and is a predicted model, not a curated record.